Messenger RNA from Ananas comosus (pineapple), 2293 nucleotides. Its product is annotated as type IV inositol polyphosphate 5-phosphatase 3. The record is from RefSeq and is a predicted model, not a curated record. Bases 167 to 2092 code for a protein of 641 amino acids. Lineage: Eukaryota; Viridiplantae; Streptophyta; Magnoliopsida; Poales; Bromeliaceae. The transcript has 11 exons. Gene Ontology annotation, biological process: phosphatidylinositol dephosphorylation. Gene Ontology annotation, molecular function: phosphatidylinositol-3,4,5-trisphosphate 5-phosphatase activity; inositol-polyphosphate 5-phosphatase activity; phosphatidylinositol-4,5-bisphosphate 5-phosphatase activity.
UUUUAAUUUCUCCUCAUCAUCCUCAUUAGUGUUCUUUGGUGCUAUUAUUCAACUGCAGCUCACUGAGAAGAAGCAUAAGCAGAGGUGACAACAAAUUAAUUUAGAACCUCUUUUUCUCUCUCUCGAGCUCUUCCUCUCUCGAUCUCUUUUCCUCUUCAACACUAAAAUGAGGCAUAGACCAAGAAAGCAAGGAGAGUCGAAGGUCUUCUGGCCGAAGAUUGUUCUCAAGAAAUGGCUCAACAUCAGCACCAGGGAUUCUGAUUUCAGCACCGAUGAUGGAGACAACGAGAGCGAAUUCGGCGAAGAAGAGAACUGUAAUUGCGCGCCUGAUAAGGAGAGAAGGGUUGGGGGGCUUCAAGCCGAGACCGCAGGUGAACCUUUGGAGAGCACUAAUUCUUACAAGUUGCGAAGAAGGAACUCUGAGACGCUUCGUGCACAAUACAUCAACACAAAAGAACUCAAGAUCUGCGUAGGUACCUGGAAUGCUGGAGGGAGACUUCCACCAGAUAACCUGGACAUCACUGAGUGGCUAGAGAUGGAGGAUCCUGCCGAUAUUUACGUGCUCGGGCUUCAGGAGAUUGUUCCCUUAAAUGCCGGAAACAUCUUUGGCGCCGAGGACGGCCGCCCAGUCCCAAAAUGGGAAUGUCUUAUCCGCGAGACUCUGAAUAGAGUUCAGCCAUCAAAACCAAAGUACAAAUGCUAUAGUGAUCCUCCUUCACCGUCGAGGUUCAAUCCAUCAUCAGAAGCGGCUUUUACUGUCGAAGAAUUACUUCCCGAAACCGAUAGUGAUGCCGAGAUUGAUGAGAAGGCCCUCAGUUUUCCCGACAGCGAAGAAUACACGGCUUCAACAGACAGUUCGAACUGCGAUGUAACUUCUAGCUGCAGUUCUAGUACUGAUGUUAGCUCACAGGAGGAGCUUGACCAUCAAAAGCACUUUUCUGUGAAGAGAUUAAAUAGGUUGGACCAUUUUCUAUUGAGCAACAAAAGUGGUAUCUUAGAAAAAGCAACUGCCCCACAAAAGAAGCUGAUGAUCAAAACAUUAAGCAGCUCGGAGAGAGUUGGUUUGGUUUGGCCAGAACAAUCAUUAGAUGUCUUAGCUAAAUGUGCUCUGAGCAAUUCAAAUUCCUUCAAAUCGGUGAAGUCCUUCAGAAAUUAUAGCUCAUUCAAGCUACGGCGAGAUGAAUACAAGGAAUCGGCAAAUAGUGAAUUGGUUCCUGAUCUUGAUCUAGACUUGUUUAAACAGAAAAAGAAGAGGUCGCCUUUUGUGAGGAUAAUUAGCAAGCAAAUGGUUGGGAUUUUCCUUUCAAUAUGGGUUCGACGAAGCCUCAGGAGGCAUAUUCAGAACUUGAAAGUGUCUACAGUUGGAGUCGGCGUAAUGGGUUAUAUCGGAAACAAGGGUUCAAUAUCAGUCAGCAUGUCUAUAUAUCAGACACUGUUUUGCAUUGUAUGUAGCCACCUGUCGUCAGGUGAAAAAGUUGGAGACGAGCUUCGAAGAAACGCAGAUGUACGAGAAAUUCACCGUAGGACACAAUUUAGUGCGGUUGCCAAUGACGGAUUGCCAAAAACUAUCCACAACCACGAAAGAAUUUUCUGGCUUGGAGAUCUAAAUUACCGCAUUGAUUUAUCAUAUGAGAAAACUCAUGAGCUCAUCUCCAAAAGCAAUUGGUCUCAGCUCGCUGAGAACGAUCAGCUAAAACAUGAGUUGAAAAAGGGAAGGGCUUUCGAUGGAUGGUCUGAAGGUGUUAUAAACUUCCCUCCUACCUAUAAAUAUGAGUUCAAUUCAGAAAGAUACACUGGAGAUGAUCCAAAGGGUGGAAGAAGAUCUCCAGCAUGGUGUGACCGUAUCCUAUCAUAUGGAAAGGGCAUGAAACUGCUGAAGUACAGAAGGUCUGAGCUGACGCUGUCUGAUCAUCGACCUGUGACGGCGGUUUACUCGGCGGAGGUUGAAGUGUUCUGCCAUAGGAAGCUUCAGAAGGCUCUCACAUUAACAAACGCAGAGAUAGAAGACGAAGAAAUAAUGUCAGAUUUCGAUUUCGAAGUUGGAAUGGGCAAUGUCAGGCCAGGAGAGGACACAAACGCAUGGGGGCGUUAGAAACCUGGUACUGCUCUACCUGCUUGAUUUGAUUGAUCAUUACAAGAUAACACGGAAUAAUCGAGCAGCUCCUGUGCACUAUAAUUGUACAUUUUGUAAUAUUUCAAUGCCAUAAAAACAAUUUGUCAGAGUGGCUUUACAAAUAUUUUGCACUAGCAUGCUACUUGAAGUUCUUAAUUCGAAGGAUUUUUUAGCAGUUAA